CACUGUUUUAACUCCACGUGCACACCAAAGUCGACCCUUCUCCUCCCAUCUCUCUCUCUCUCUCUCUCUCUCUCUCUCUACACGCACGCACGCGCAUGGCGAAGAACGUGCUGGUGACCGGCGGCGCCGGCUACAUGGGCAGCCACACCGUGCUCCAGCUCCUGCUCGGCGGGUUCCGGGUCGCCGCCGUCGACAUCCUCGACAACUCCUCCCGGACCGCCCUCGACCGGGUCCAGGAGCUCGCCGGCGAGCACGGCCCCAGCCUCUCCUUCCACGAGCUUGACCUCCGAGACAAACCGGCGCUGGAGAAAUUGUUCUCCUCGACAAAAUUUGAUGCUGUCAUACACUUGGCUGGAUUAAAAGCAGUAGGUCAAAGUGUGCAGAAGCCAUUGCUUUAUUUCAAUAAUAACCUCAUCGGGACCAUCACCUUGCUAGAAGUCAUGGCUGCCCAUGGAUGUAAGAAGCUUGUGUUUUCCUCGUCUGCUACUGUUUAUGGUCGGCCAAAGGAGGUCCCUUGUACAGAGGAGUUCCCUGUUUGUGCAGUGAAUCCAUAUGGACAAACCAAGCUUUUCAUUGAAGAAAUAUGCCGUGAUGUUUAUCGGGCAGAUUCUGAAUGGAAGAUAAUGUUGUUAAGAUACUUCAAUCCAGUUGGUGCACAUCCUAGCGGCUACAUUGGCGAGGAUCCCAGGGGGAUCCCGAACAAUCUAAUGCCAUUUGUGCAGCAAGUUGCUGUCGGAAGGCGACCUGCUUUGACAGUUUAUGGAACAGACUAUUCAACGAAGGAUGGUACUGGGGUUCGUGAUUACAUCCAUGUUGUUGAUCUAGCCGAUGGACACAUUGCUGCAUUGCAAAAGCUUGAAGAACCCGGCAUAGCGUGUGAGGUGUAUAAUCUGGGAACGGGGAAGGGAAUUUCAGUCUUGGAGAUGGUUGAUGCAUUUGAGAAGGCAUCUGGAAAGAAAAUUCCACUUGUUAUGGCUGGGCACCGACCAGGCGAUGCUGAAGUUGUAUAUGCAUCAACAGAAAAGGCUGAACGCGAAUUGAACUGGAAGGCCAAAUAUGGCGUUGAGGAGAUGUGCCGAGAUCAAUGGAACUGGGCCAGCAAGAACCCUUAUGGCUAUGGGUCCCCCGACUCGACUGACUAAUAGCCGAGGAUUUUGGGCGUCCUCGUAUUAGGUAUUGCUGAAUUUAGUCGUCGUCUUAAAACGGAGAAAAAAUUAGGCUAGGGAAAAAAAAGAAGGUGAAAAUACUCAAGCUUCUCCUCAACCUAUUAUCUCCUGUUGGGGACUUGAUGUAAUAUUUCCAGAUACGACAUGCAAUAAGAAAUCUUCGAUUGAUUAUGCUA
This is a messenger RNA of Syzygium oleosum, 1342 nucleotides long. Its product is annotated as UDP-glucose 4-epimerase GEPI48-like. The record is from RefSeq and is a predicted model, not a curated record. Gene Ontology annotation, biological process: rRNA processing; galactose metabolic process. Gene Ontology annotation, cellular component: cytosol. Gene Ontology annotation, molecular function: RNA binding; UDP-glucose 4-epimerase activity. Bases 96 to 1142 code for a protein of 348 amino acids. Lineage: Eukaryota; Viridiplantae; Streptophyta; Magnoliopsida; Myrtales; Myrtaceae. The transcript is spliced from 10 exons.